UUUAGAAGGCAUGUGAGGCGCCAAUUCAAACUCACUCAUCUUCUUCUUCUUCUAUCGAUCUCAAUUUUCAAUUUUCAAUUCUCAAUUCUCAAUUCUCAAUUCUCAAUUCUCAAUCCAAUCCAACCCGAAUGGAAAUGGAUCCGAUUACCUCUUACUCCGACACCCACCACACUCUCCUCCUCAUCGAUCUCGACCCACUCCUCCACCACCACCACCGUGACCAUUACACCAAAUCCAUCCUCUCCGCCGCCAAAACCCUACUCUCCUUCCCUUCAACUUCUUCCGCUCUCUUCGCCUUCAAAUUCUUCUUCUCCUCCGCCUCCCCCUACAAACUCGACCCUUUCCUCCCCGAUUCCAACCCCGCCCUCACCUUCAACCUCCCUUCUCCCACCCUCCACCUCCUCUCCCAAACCCUCUCCUCCCUCCCCCACUUCCCUCCUCUCCCCACCAACCACCUCCCCUCAGCCUCCCACCUCUCCGCCUCCAUCAACUACUUCAUCGGCCAUUACACCUGGGACCGCCAAAACAACGCCGCUCCCCUCGUUCCCCCCAAUCUGCUCCUCGUCCUCUCCCCCCUCCCCGAACCCAAAUCUCUCUCCGCCUUCUUCCAAAACCACCAGUCGUCGUCGUUCCCAGAUGCCACGUCCUUCUGCCAGAGCUUCUCUCGCUCUUUCGGCACCGUCACCCGCGCGUCUGCCUCCUUCGGUAUCCAUUGUAGUUGGAUUGCUGUCAACAAUCACAAUCACAAUAGUGAUGAGGUUGCCAAGAUUCGACGGUUGUUUCAGACUGGGGCUGCGAAAUUAGGUUGGGGAUUUUGCUCUAUUGAUUCAAUUUUGCUUGGUUCUGCUCUUGUUCCUUUUGGCUUGAUUUAUCCCAAAAUUGGGAUUCCAUGGUUUUGUAUUCGUUCUUGUUCUUCUUCUAGCAAAGCUCAGGUGCAAUUGAGUCUUCGGAUCAAAGAUGUAAAUGGGAACCCCAUUGAGUAUAACUGUUGUGAUCUCGAAUUGGUGGAUUUCAAAGUAGUUUCAGCUAGAGACGAGAGGGUUCAGUUGAGUCCCAAUUUGCAGGCUGGAGGUGGUUGCCAAUGGAGGGGGAGAUUGUGGAGUCUGUGUUCUGAUGGGGCUGCGAAAUUGCAGGUUAAGGUUGUGCAGAGGUGUGAUGCUUUUGUUAACUUAAGGGGCUGCCUUUAUGAUUCGGUUCUGGUGCGCGAGGUUUUCAGGGAAUCUAAGAAAGAGAGUAAGGGGAGUUCGGAUGAGUUUUUCGCUGAUAGGGUUCUUGAAAUGGUAGCGGCUGAAUUUGGUUGCCGGAGGCAGCGAAAAUCGGUGCCCAUUUGGGAAAUUCUGUUGAGUUUUCUAUACAAACAAGGUUUCUGGGCAUUGGUGACUGUUACCAAUGACAAGGGGGGUUCCUGUGUUGGUGUUCUUAGGCCUUUUACUGUUUCUUCUGCUCUAUUAUCUGUGUUAGGGGAUCCACACGUGGCUUGUGAUUUUGGCGAAGCAAACUUGGGUCAAUAUGUUAGGAAGGGGGAGGCUGAGAUUUACGAAUCUGAUCGCAAGUUGAACAAGAGCAAGGAUUUGUUGGACUCUCAAGAUAAGAAGAGUGAUGCGGGAAUUACGGGUCUGCAAGAAAAGAAAAUGAUGGAUUUGAGUGCACUUCGUAACCUCACAUGGAGCUCCUACUGUGAUUUGGUGUAUGACCGAUUUGAGACAGAUCUGCAUGAGGUUUACUAUGCUGUGGAAUGUAGCAAGUCGAAAAGGUUGAAGUUUUUGAAAUGCUGGAUGAAACAGGUGAAGAAAUCUGGCAGUUCAGAUCUCACUUUGUCAGAAAAACCGAAGCCAACUCAGAUGAUUGCAGAAGAGAGUCAAGACACUAAUAGCACAUUGCCUGAGUUGACUCAAAAUGGUGACCAGCCAAUCUCCCUGUCUGCCUCAGCUGGAAUUAACACUGAGGUUUCUCGAAUACAGGAUGAUGCUGCGCUCGAUUUUAGGUCCGAAACCUCUGAAGAAUAUUUCAGUAGUCUUUCCAACAAGAUCCAUCAAGGAAUUGAAUCUGAAGUUAUAGACCUUGGAGCUUUGGCAGCGCGACUUGUGAAUUCAUCUAUUUACUGGCUAAGUCAGAAGGUUGAUAAGGAAACCAUGGAUCAGAGUCAUUCUCCUCUAAAAGAUGAUAAUGCUAGUGGUAGCAAGGUUGCAUCUGAACUGAUAAAACUUCUAUUAAGGGAGCCUAAGGAGAUAGCUGCAGAGCAUAAAAGCAGAAGUUCAUUUACUCAGGCAUCUGAUUCGGGACCUACUACAACAAUUACAGAUCAUUUAGGCAGAGAAUAUGAAUUGCAGAUUUUAUUUCGGAUGGAAAUUUUACAAUCAGAGGUUGGAAAUGGAGUUGAAGAUUCCAGCAAACAGAAGUUUGUUAAACAAAUAUGCCUGCUUCUAGAGAAAAUUCAGUGCCACAUGGAAGCGGGAUUUGUCGGUGAUUGGACCCUUGAAAAUUAUGUAGCAACAAUCAUUAAAAACAGGUAUUCUCACACUCUUGAAGAUGUCGUUCAUAAAAUCUACAACAAAAUGGACCUGCUGCCACUGGCAGAUGAGGACGAUGGCCUAAUUAAUUUAUUUAACAGUGAGGACAGCAACAAGUCCUCGAAUUUAAAGGUAUACAGAGACGAGAUGGGUGAAAAUGAUAUCAGGAAUGAACCUGUUUCAGCAGAAAAUGAACUCUUUCAGUUGCAGAAGGACUGGGGAAUCCAAGGGAUGGUAGAGAAGGAUCGUGAUAAAAAACUCAUUGAAGAUAAGGAAAGGAGAGAGAGGGCAUGCAGAUCUCGAUUGCAAAGUCUUUGGGCCCCAAAACAGAAUGGUGUGAAACUCAAGACAGAUCACCUCCAAAAGCUGCCAAAAAGGAAGGAGCGACCAAGGGCAAGCUAUGACACAGUAUGUGAGACGCCAAUGACAAGAAACAAGCGAUCAAGCCAAUGUACGAGGGACUGGGAAUAUGACAGUCGCCUGGCUGAUGGGAGUCCUUCAUGUGGCUCAGUUUCUAAGGCAUUGUUUCAGGAUGAUCUUUGAUGUGAUUAAACCAUACCUGACAUUCACAGACAGAAAUUGUAAAUGCUAACUUGCAUAGGGAAAUAACUCAAGAUGGGGGUGCUUCAGUGUUCAACCACAAAUGGUGGAAUGCUAAUGUCUGCACUUCGACCAGGUGUAACCUAACGAGAAAGGGGGAGGAAAGGGAAAAAGGAGGCCCAUCAGAAGUGGUGAAGAUUGGCCCAAUCAACAAAGUGAUACAACAAUUGGACACUAGAUGUUGGAGACAAAAGACCUAGUUGUAAAGGAAGAAAAUGGGUCAACCUUCACUCACGGUAUGUGCUACUCUAUUUGAGGUCCAAAUAUUGUUUUUGGACAAGCCCAAAUGUCACUGUGUACAAGAAAUGUAGGAUUUUUUAAUUUAUAGUUAUUAGUAAGGUUUUUUUUUUGAAACUUAGUUAUGAGUAAGGUUUUUGUUUUUGUUUUUUUUUUGGUAAGCAUGAGUAAGGUUAAUGUAAUCAUUUAAUUAAUUUUUUGCGAUAAUUUUACCUAGUACUUAUUUAUAGUUCAAAUGAAGUUGUACAUUUUUGGUA
Lotus japonicus is the source of this 3604-nucleotide messenger RNA. RefSeq lists its product as uncharacterized. The record is from RefSeq and is a predicted model, not a curated record. The transcript is spliced from 4 exons. Gene Ontology annotation, biological process: mitotic G2 DNA damage checkpoint signaling; DNA replication; response to ionizing radiation. Bases 129 to 3053 code for a protein of 974 amino acids. Gene Ontology annotation, cellular component: nucleus. Gene Ontology annotation, molecular function: chromatin binding. NCBI's taxonomy places the organism in Eukaryota, Viridiplantae, Streptophyta, Magnoliopsida, Fabales, Fabaceae.